This is a messenger RNA of Stegodyphus dumicola, 2168 nucleotides long. Its product is annotated as guanylate cyclase 32E-like. Gene Ontology annotation, biological process: protein phosphorylation; cGMP biosynthetic process; receptor guanylyl cyclase signaling pathway. The record is from RefSeq and is a predicted model, not a curated record. NCBI's taxonomy places the organism in Eukaryota, Metazoa, Arthropoda, Arachnida, Araneae, Eresidae. Gene Ontology annotation, cellular component: plasma membrane. Gene Ontology annotation, molecular function: peptide receptor activity; ATP binding; adenylate cyclase activity.
GGAAGCUGCAAUAGCUGGUCAAGAAAUAAAACUUCUAAAAUAUGCAAAAAAAUCCCAAUGACAUGCUGCUGAAAAAUAAAAAAACUUGCUACUUCUUUUCGUUAUUCGAAAGGGGCAACAGAAGAAUGAAAUUUCAGCACUUUACUUUGAUCUUUUUUAUCAAAUAUUUAACAUUAAUUUAUGCAGACACUUUUAUGAUGGGCUAUUUAACUGGAUCUGCACGGCUUCCCGGCAAUAAUGACUAUGCGAGACCAGGCCUGACUAUUUCUGGAGCCAUCAGCCUUGCGGUUGAUGAAAUUAACUAUUUGCACCCUUUAAUUGACGGACACAUCUUAAACUUUACAGUGGCUGAAACUUAUGGUGAAGAAGAAGAAAGUAUUUACCAGGUUGCAGUCUUGUGGACUCAGAAUAUUUCUGUAUAUAUAGGACCCCAAGAAACAUGCAUCCAUGAAGCAAAGAUGGCAUCGGGAUUCAAUCUGCCAAUGAUUUCAUAUUUUUGCUCUCAUCCAGAUACUUCGGACAAAGAGUUAUUCCCAACCUUCGCAAGGACUCGUCCAUCCGAUACUCAUAUCUCCAGGUCUGUCGCUUCUCUGCUGUUGACAUUCAGGUGGAUGAAAAUUGCUUUUCUGUAUUCCAGCAACCAAGAAGGCAAUUUUAAGGAAGUAUCGAGAACUAUAGUUAGUGUUCUAGAUGAUUCAGGCAUACAAAUCGGGUUUAUGGGAACAUGGCGAGACACUUACCAUCAUGGAUACGGAGAGAAUCCAUUUGAAUCUCUCGUCCAGGAUUCGUAUCAAGAAGCUCGAAUUUAUGUCAUUUUGGGCUAUUACUAUGAACACUUGGGAUUGAUGAUGAGUCUACAAAAGAGAGGACUCCUGGAUGACGGAGAAUACUUCGUCGUAGGUGUUGAUAUAGAGCAGUACGAAAGUCAAAAUCCAACGAAAUAUUUGAAAGGAUUACUGAGGGAUGAAAUCGAGGAAGAUGCUAAGAAAGCAUUUCAAUCCUACGUGAGUGUUGUUCCUUCCGCCCCGAUCGGAUUUGAAGACUUUAGUCAGAAAGUAAACAUGUAUAUGCAGUUACCGCCUUUCAAUUUUCCCAAUCCAGCUAGCACCUUCGGAGGGAAAAAGAAGAUACCCGCAGGUGGUGCUUAUUUGUAUGAUGCAGUCUACGUGUAUGGUCGAGCACUUAACGAAUGCCUUUUAAAUAAGCAGGAUCCGUAUGACGGCAGAGGAAUAAUGAAAUUCAUCACUAAAAGAUCAUAUAUGAGUGCUAUGGGAUACAUGGUUUACAUGGACCAAAAUGGUGAUGUAGAAGGCAAUUACUCAUUGAUAUCUCGAAAAGAAGUUCCUGGAAAAUUAGGAGAGUAUGGAUUAUAUCCCGUUGGCGUUUUUCAGCUCUCGGAGAAUCAAUCGACUUUGCCCAUUUUGAAAUUUCUGUCGGAGAUCGACUGGGUUGGAGGAAUUCAACCACUAGAUGAGCCAAUUUGUGGCUUCCAUGGAAGCAAAUGCGUGGUGUGGAAACUUGCCAUAUUUGUAAUCGGAAUUACAACCGCAGUGUUGCUGAUAUUUUUGCUGAUAACUUACAGGAACUGGGCUUAUGAGCAGGAACUUGAUAGCCUAUUAUGGAAAAUUGAUUACAAGGAUGUCCAAAUAAAUGAGAAUACUCCAACGACAAACAGCUCGAGACUCCCUAAGGGUGCCCAUCCCCUAAUUCAGACGAGCCAAAUAUCACUUAGUUCAAACGCUGAUGGAGAUUUUAGGUACUCCAAUAUAUAUACGAUGGUGGGCAUUUAUAAAGGUAGGUUACUGGCAGUGAAACGUUUUAGGAAGAAGAGUUUAGAUAUCACAAGAAAGAUGAAAAAAGAACUGAAAACGAUGAGAGAUUUACAUCAUGAUAAUUUGAAUCCCUUUAUUGGAGCGUGCGUAGAGCCUCCGAAUAUCUGCAUUAUUACAGAAUAUUGCUCAAGAGGCAGCCUAAAGGUACUAGUGUUCAUACUUACUGUGCUUGGGAUAUGCGUAUAAUAAAGCUAUUACGAUUACCAUUCUAAAUUAAAUAUGCGAUAAAUAGUAAAAUAUUAUUUGCUGAAUUACAUAACGAUCUUUUUUAAUUGUUAAUGCUUACUCAUUUCAUGUACAAUACAUUAUUAUUUAUACUUUUAUUUGAAAUGCAUA